This is a messenger RNA of Melanaphis sacchari, 6579 nucleotides long. It is a transcript of the gene kto, whose product is annotated as mediator of RNA polymerase II transcription subunit 12. Gene Ontology annotation, molecular function: transcription coactivator activity. Bases 1 to 6579 code for a protein of 2192 amino acids. Gene Ontology annotation, cellular component: mediator complex. Gene Ontology annotation, biological process: regulation of transcription by RNA polymerase II. The transcript is spliced from 38 exons. NCBI's taxonomy places the organism in Eukaryota, Metazoa, Arthropoda, Insecta, Hemiptera, Aphididae. The record is from RefSeq and is a predicted model, not a curated record.
AUGGGUUUUUCAUAUGAAAAACGUCCAUUAAAGAGGCCUCGUCUUGGUCCACCCGAUGUUUAUCCACAAGAACCCAAACAAAAAGAGGAUGAAUUAACUACUGUUAAUGUAAAACAUGGGUUCACAACAUCACUCACUAUAUCUGAUGAACAUCAACACGGAACAGCUCGUAAUUAUAAUAUCACAGCAUCUAAGAUUGGUGCGUUCUUCAAUGCAAUUAUUAACAAAAAAGAAGAACUUAAUACCUUAGUAGAUACUGGACGUAAAAGGUUACAAAUAAAUCCAAAAGAUAAUUUUUGGCCUGCUACUGCCCGAUCAAAGACUACUGUUGAAGCUUGGUUUAAAGAUUUAGCUGGAUUUAAACCAUUAAAUAUACUUUCCAAGAAGGCUCCUAAUUUCAACAAGAAAGAAGAAAUAUUUAUGUUAUUAUGUGAAUAUAAUGUCCCUUUAAUUCGUGCUACAUGGUUUAUAAAAUUAAGUUCAGCUUAUACGAUUGCUGUGUCUGAAGCAAAAAUAAAAUCUAAACGCCAAUUGCCUGAUCCUACACUUGAAUGGACGAGUACAUUGUUAAAAUUUACUAAAGAACAACUAAUUAAACUUCAAGAUUAUUAUCAAAAUGCCAAUGCAUCAAUGAAUUCAUCACAUUAUUUAUCAAUGAGCGAAGAACAAAAAGUUUCACUUAAACAAUGGAAUUAUUGUACAACUCUCAUUAAAUAUAUGUAUCAGGAAGGACUUCUAGAUCGUCAAGAAGUUCUUCAAUGGAUUUUAGAUAUGCUUGAACGUUAUAAAUCAUCAUCUAAUAGUGAAGAUGGUUUAUUAAAAGUAUUAAGUCCUUUAGCCUUACAGUAUUGUUCAGAAUUUUGUCAAUCUGAACUUCUUAGUCGAAAAUUAGUUUACUUUUGUGCUCGUAAGUUAAAUGCAAUAUGCAAUUCAGUAAUCGACUUGAAUCCACCUCAAAGUCCUACAUCGAAAGGAGCUUCGAAUAAUAGUGUUCCAAGCAAUACUUCUGGUGCUACUAAUGCUGCAUCUACCCUGAAUGAUAUGAUGUCUUGUCCUCAUCAUAGAGAUAUUUUACUUCCUCUUAGCUGUAUAAUUCAAGUAAUUUUAUUAGAAUGUCCUACUUCCCUUACUUGGAAUCAUUCAGGUGGUGGCAAACUUCCAUUUGUUCUAAAUGGAUCGCCUUUAGAUUACCUUCCUUGUUCACCAGUAGUCUUACCAAUGCCUCAGAGAACAAAUAAUAUUCUAUUAAGGAAACAACUUAAACAAGCAGAAGAAAUCGUUAAGAUAAGAAGCCAAGCAGCAGAAGGUAGAUGGUGUUUGGAUAAAUUUCAUAAAUCAUCAAUCGGUGCAAAAACAAUAAAAGUUUUAAAUGUUUUGGAUGCAUUAGAUCGUCACAGUUUUGAACGAAUUGAUCAAAAUAAUUCUUUAGAUACACUAUAUAAUAAAAUAUUUUUACCGCCAAAUUCUAAAGACAAUUCUAAUCCACUUCUUGCUGUUGGUAAUAUUUCUAUGCCAACAGAAAAUGAAACUUUGAAAGACAAUAGAUCUGAAUAUAAUGUUGAACAAGAUCAAAUUGUUGUGAAAGUUUUAUGUGAAUGGGCUCUAAGUAAUUUAAGACGGGGUGAACAUCGUGGAAUGGCUGUGGCUAAAUUACUAGAUAAACGCCAAGCUGAAAUCACUGGUCGUGAAAGUGAUUCAUCUGUAGAAGUUGUACCUGGUGGCCCUAGUGAAGAUAAAGAUUCUAUUGUUUCAACACCAGCAACUCUACCACUUUUUCAACCACUUUUGAUGCAUUUUCUUGAUCAUGAUGCACCAGUACUGGAUAAUACAAGUACAAGUCGUACAACUUUUACAAAUUUAGUACAUUUAUUUACUGAACUUAUACGAAACGAUGUGUUUUCACAUGAUGCAUACAUGUGUACAUUAAUAUCAAGAGGGGAUUUGCAAUCAACCAAUAACAUUGGAAUAUGCCAACCAGGAAGCAAUAAACCAGCAGAUACACCUUCAGGUGCUGUACCAUCUCAAGCACAAGUUCACAUGGAAGAUGACAAUCUUUUUGAUUUAAAACCAAAUGUUCCCGAACAUCAUAGUCGACAUAUGGAUUAUGAUGAUAGUAAAAUAGAUGAUGAUCUUGAUAAACUACUUCAGCAUAUCAAAGAAGAACAACAGAAUUCAAUGGAUGCGCCUGAUUCUCCAAAAGUUGAACCAUUUGCUGGUUCAUCAAUUGGCGGAUUGGAAUCAAAUGAUCCAUCAACAAACACAAAUGAUAAUAUGUAUAAAUGCCGACCAUCUCGACAUUUAUUAUAUGCCACACAUUUUCCUCUACCAUUGGACGAAGAAACCACAAGCCAUGAUUGUAAUCAAAGGCAUGUAUUAUUGUAUGGUUUUGGUAAAAUGAGAGAUGAUGCAAGACAUACUAUUAAGCGUAUUAGUAAAGAUAUUUGUAAAUUAUUUAGUAAGAAAUUCAGUAUUGAUAUAGCUGAAGGAGGAAAAGUCAAAAAACAUUCUAGAAAUGAAUUUAAUUUUGAAGCAACUACAGCUCGUGUACAAAAUUUAUCAUAUUUUGACCAACAUGUUGUGACUUGGCAAUGUAGUCUCAAUGUACUUGAAGCAAUAAAUGCAUUUGCAACUGGCAACUCAAAUUAUCUUCCAGUUCAAGAACACGUAGCAUUUUUAUUUGAUCUCAUGGAGUUAGCAUUAAAUGUCAAUACACUUCUUGAUGUCUGUAUUCAGAUUUUAAUGGAUAUACCAGAUGUUGAGGCACAAUUGGCUGCUAAAGGGUCAUCUUUAGUACGAACUUAUACAACAUCCUUAGUUCUUUACAUUGUUGGAGUUUUGCGUAGAUAUCACUGUUGUCUUUUAUUAAAUCAAGAGCAAGUAGUUGGUGCUUUUGAAAACCUAUACCGUGUUGUCAAACACGUAUCAAAUCCUGCAGAUUGUUUAAGUGUUGAACGUUGUGUUCUUUCACAUUUGUAUGACUUAUAUAUAUCUGCUGCACCUCUUUUAAAAGGUCGCUUGCCUGGAGCCGAACCAUUUAAUACUUUAUACACAAAAAUACGACAGACACUCCAUGCAAAUCUUCAACCAUCUACUAUGACACAUGGAAAUUGGAAUUCUAGUUACAUGAAUGAUUUAAUAAUGACUUAUAGAAGAGGAUUUAAAAUUGAUCCUGGUUGGCAUAGACAACUAAAUGAAUCCCAAAGUAAUCGAUACAGUUUAGUUUGUAAUGUUGUAAUAGCUGUUGCAACUGAAACUUCAGAUAUUGAGCGUUUAAAUGAUUUGGCUAUACUCAGUGCAGAAUUAACAGCAUCAUGUAGUUCAUUAGCAUCUGAAUGGCUAGGGGUAUUGAUGGCUCUGUGUUGUUCUUCUAAUAAUCCUAUUAUUUUUGGAGAAGUUUUAUCACGGGUGGAUAUGAGUGAUAUUACUGUACACAACUCUUUAGCCUUAUUUACCUCUAUUCUUGUUGCUCGCCAUUGUUUUUCCUUGGAAGAUUUUGUAGUACAUGUAGCUUUACCAUCUCUUUUGACAGUCAGUAAUGAAGGACAUGGAGCUGCAGAUACGGAUCCAGAGGCAGAAGCAUCGGCUAGACUCACAUGUCAUUUAUUGUUACGUCUCUUUAAAACUACUGAAGUGCCUCAACCCAGUCUUUAUUCAGUUGGUACAUCACCGAACCCUAUAUCAAACUCAAAUUCUAGCUGCAGCAUUAAACAAAGUUGUGAUAGACAUUUGUUAGCUGCAGCUCAUAAUAAUAUAAGGGUUGGUCCUUUAUUAGCUGUAUUAAAAGCUAUUAUAGUAGUUGGUGAUGCUACAGCACAACGUCCCAAUCAAUCAAUAAAAAAAUCACCUUCAAGUCAAGUUAGUACUCCUGGUGGUACUAGUAAGAUGCCUAGUGAAUUGUCAAUUAGCCAUAUUCUAGGCACAUCUGAUAUUCUUGGUGGUUCAGCUGAUCAUUUACUAAUGGAAUUAGGAGGCCUAGGAAAUGCUGACACUCAGGCACCUGGAUUAUCUGACUUAGCACAAUUUGUAUUAAGAGAAAUAUGUAGCCAAGAAUGGGUAUUAGAACGUUGUCUACAAAAUCCUGAAGAAUUAUGUCAUCAAGAUAUGCUCUUGGACAGUAUGCUAUCAUCUAAACAGGCUCAAAGACUUUUGCAUAUGAUAUGUUAUCCGGAAACAGCAAGUGGAUCUGAUAUUUCUUUAGAUUCAAGGACAAUAAUUACCAACAUUUUAGAGAAUUCUGAUCAAUGGACUCUUAGAAUGUCUUGGUUAGAAAUGCAACUUAUGUUUAAACAAUUUUCACCAAAUUCACCUGAUUUAAAUCAAUGGCUGGAUAUAGUUGCUAAAGCAGCUAUAGAUAUGUUCCAACACAACUUAAAUACCCAGAACAAGAGUGAAAACAUUAAAAAAACUCAUUCAAUGUGGUUAUUAGCACCACUUAUUUCAAAGUUGCCUAGUGCAGUUCAAGGAAGAGUGUUAAAAGUAGCUGGUCAAGUAUUAGAGAGUGGAAAUAUGAUUGGAUUAGGUGGUACCAAUUCUGGUAAUGUUACUCCAAUUACUACCCAUGGUGUAAGUGGAGGUGGCAGUAGUAGUCGAAGUAGUAAUAAAGGCACUCCACCUCAUCCUCGACCUUCUCAAAAUACUAAUUCUGUACCCCCGCCACCAGCUAUUUUGGCUUAUCAUCAGCCAUUUUUGUCAUUAGUACUGAGCUGCCUUAAAGGACAAGAUGACCAACGUGAAAAUUUACUUUCAUCUGUACAUAAUCAGUUGUCUCAGUAUUUAGUAUUGUCAAAAGAGGAACGUCUUGGAAUUCAAGAAGGAUGUGCCAGCAAUAAAGAAGUUGAUGCCGCUCAAGAUGCACUUGCAUUGAGAUUCAGCUUAGUAGGAGGCAUGUUUGAUACAAUUCAGCGAAGUACUGCUUUGACAACUGAUUGGGCUGUUCUUUUUGUGCAGCUAGUGACAUAUUCAGUGAUAGAUUUGACUAAUAACACGAAAUUGUUUAACACAGUAAUAGAUAUGUUGGCUACUUUAAUACAUUCAACACUUGUAACUGAUUCUCAAACUGAAAAAGGAGAAGAAAAUCGAAAACACUAUCAAAAUUUAAUAAAAAAAUUAAAAAAAGAAGUUGGAGAAAAACACUCUUUAUCCAUUUCACAAGUUAGACAACUUUUGCCUUUAGGCAAACAGCAAUGUGAAAUCAUUACCUGUGAGCAAAUUGGCACUGACAUCAAAGGGAAUAAGAUUUCAUCAGGCUUAGAUUCUAAUGAUAAGCAAGGUUUGAAAGUAUGUGAUAAACAGCGUGUAAGUGCUUGGGAUUUAUUAGAAGGACAUAAAAAUCCAGCUCCAUUAUCGUGGUCAUGGUUUAGUGCUGUGCGCGUUGAACGAAAACCAUUAUGGUAUGAAGAAAACCACAGGAUGCUUAAGUUCCAUACACAUUCAUUAGUGAAGUCUGCAUCAUAUUUCUUAGAACCUCUGCCUUUACCUCCUGAAGAUUUAGAACCUCCCCAAGAAAAACCUUGUCCUUGUGUUUAUUGUAAUCAGAUCAAAGGAGUUAGUUCUGGGAUGAACAUGGGUUCAGGGCCAGGACGUCCAGAUACACCUUCUUCAGUACCUGAAUCACCAGGUAGAGGUGUUAAACGUAAUAUGAAAACUCAAGGAGGACCCCCUAAUCCUAGACGUAAGAAACAACAACAACCUCCACCUAUGUCACCUAUGACUCCCAAUGCUCAAAUGGGACCAGGUCCUCAAAUGCACCCACAAAUGCAGAAUUCACAGGGUCAGCAUAUGGGGUAUAGUGGAAGUAUGUUUCCAAUGCAACCAGGUCCAGGUCCAGUUUCUGGUGCUGGUCCUGUUCCAGUUCCUGGACCAACUCCUGGACCAACUCCAACUCAAAAUCCUCAGUGGGGUGGUUAUGGUCAGCAAGCUCCACAAGGAGGUCCUAACUUUUAUCCUCAACAAGUACCUCCAACACCUGUCCCAGGUCCUGGAUCUAGAUUUGAUCGUCCAGGAAAUACUUCUAAACAAGCUUUAAGUCAUAUGCUACGUAUGCGGUUACCCACUAACCAAUACAUGGGACAAACAGGACAGCAACCAAAUAUGAAUCCUAAUUUCCAACCUAUGCCUAGACAGCAGUUUAUAAGGAGAGGACAAAAUAAUGUACCAAUUCAGCCUCCUCAGCAAAAUACUCCACAAAUGUAUCCAACACAGCAACCAACACAAAUGUAUUCCAAUAUGCAACAAAGUAUGAAUCAAAAUUAUGGAGGUUAUGUAGGACAACAACCUGGAAUGAGACCUCCUUACAUGCAAAAUCAAAAUGUGCCGAUGAAUCCAAUGAGUGGCCCACAGAAUCCAGCACCACCUUACACUCGUCCAACUGGUCCGAAUCAACAAGCACCACAUUCUCAAUACCAUCAACAAUUUAGUCAACAGCGUAUUCGACAUAUAAUGGCUAUGCAACAACAGCAGCAACAACAACAGCAACAACAACAACAGCAGCAACAACAACAUCAUAUGCAAAGACAGAUGCAAAAUCCUCAACAACCACAACAAGGACAUCCGUAUGGUUUACAACCACCACCUUAUUAG